This is a messenger RNA of Schistocerca americana (American grasshopper), 1908 nucleotides long. It is a transcript of the gene Coq2, whose product is annotated as 4-hydroxybenzoate polyprenyltransferase, mitochondrial. Gene Ontology annotation, cellular component: mitochondrial inner membrane. The coding region runs from base 363 to 1562 and encodes 399 amino acids. The record is from RefSeq and is a predicted model, not a curated record. The transcript is spliced from 6 exons. Lineage: Eukaryota; Metazoa; Arthropoda; Insecta; Orthoptera; Acrididae. Gene Ontology annotation, biological process: ubiquinone biosynthetic process.
UUCGAGGUAACCGCUGUUGAGUGCCGGGGGAAAACGCGUUUAGAGAGCAGUUGUGCGUGAACAUGUGAAACGAUAAUGUUGUCAGUGGCAAUGAAGGAACAAGAAGUUGAAUUUAAUUAGUUAGCAACCUUGAAAAACAACCUUGUCGCAAUGUAGCCAGUGUUUUCCGAAGUGCUGUUACGUAUAAUAUGCUGCAGAAUCGUGGCAUCUAGUAGAAGUGCACAUAACUUAGUUCUGUCCUGUAUUUGUGUGUGAUUGAAUGUGUUGAACAUUUCAGUACGUAAAGCGGUAGAAACUGUUCAUGCUCUAUUAACUGUAUGGGCCUUCUACCUUUUGCAAAAUAAUCCGCAAGUUCCAAUAGGAUGGCUGUCACAGUCUUCUCUCUUUUGCGCAAGCGCUUAUCUCCAAUGCAUAUAUCUGCGAGACGACUGAUUUCUUGGACUGUGCUAACGAAGAAUGAACAACUACAUCGGCACACAAGGUUGUCAUCCGAGCAGGUGACGUUGAGAAUUGUGUGUGGAAGAUAUUGGAAGUUGCGCUGCAUGAACCUGGUUGCUCAGUAUAAUACCACAGCUCCGAAGAGCUACUGUUAUAAAGAUGACACGACCUCCGUUGUUAGGAAAGAAUCACCUGACAAUGCACCAGAUACAAAUAAUUUAUUGCCAGCUCUCUUGCCAUAUGCCCAGUUAAUGCGGCUUGACCGUCCGAUAGGAUCAUGGCUGUUGUAUUGGCCAUGUGCUUGGAGUAUAGCUAUGGCAGCCUCUCCUGGUUCCUGGCCUGAUCCACUCCUACUGGGACUGUUUGGCAUUGGUGCCAUUUUGAUGCGUGGUGCAGGCUGUACUGUUAAUGACAUGUGGGAUCGUGAUAUAGAUUCAAAAGUGACUCGAACGAAAACUCGUCCAUUGGUGACUGGCGCUCUGUCUCAGUUUGAUGCUCUUGUCUUUCUGGGAGGUCAACUGGCACUGGCUUUGCUCGUGCUUCUGCAGCUCAACACAUACAGCAUUGUUCUGGGUGCCUCAUCUUUGGGUUUGGUUGCCAUGUAUCCAUUGGCAAAACGUAUCACGCACUGGCCACAGCUUGUGCUGGGAGCAACCUUUAACUGGGGUGCCUUGUUGGGUUGGAGUGCAGUGCACGGCUCAUGUUCCUGGCCAGUUGUCUUGCCUUUGUACUGUGCUGGUAUAUGCUGGACUAUCAUAUAUGACACAAUUUAUGCACACCAGGACAAAGCAGAUGAUUUAUUGUUGGGUAUAAAGUCAACUGCAAUAAAGUUUGGAGAACGUACUAAGCCUUGGUUGUGUGGUUUCACCAUAGCAAUGGCAACAGGUCUGGGCAUAUCAGGGUUUCAAGCUGAACAGACAUGGCCUUAUUACUUAGGUCUUACAUGUACAAUAAUGCACAUUGCACAUCAGAUUUAUACACUUGACAUUAACAAUGUCAGAGAUUGUCAGAAAAAAUUUGUUUCUAACCAAAAAGUUGGAGCUUUAUUGUUUUUAGGAAUAGUGAUUGGUAAUUUCUUAAAAAAAGACAACUCUGAACACACAGACAAAGAAUCUGCAAAAUAGUCUUGGAAGACUUGGCUGUUGACAUCAGUUAUACUAUCACUGGUCACAUCUAGUCAUGUGUUUUGUAAAGUCAGUGCAUGGUUGAAAAUGUUUACUUAUUAAUUAAAAUGUUAAUUGAAGAUUACACCAUUCAUGUGGAAACUCCUACAAUCGUGUAUUGUUGCUAUACAUCUUCAGAGAUGAACUGUACCCAAAAGAUAAACAGUAUCUUCUGUGAAGAGUGUUACAUGUUAUUUAUUUUAGACACUUGUGUUUUGUUGAUUGUGAAAUGUUUUUGUAUUUGUACAAUCUGCUGGCAGUUUGUUUUUGUUGUUGUUUACUACAAUAUAAUUAUGUAUAUGAAGUU